AUGAGGCCGUUUUUCACCCUCGUCGGUGCGGCAGCCUGCGGCUCGUCCCUUGCCUCUGCGCUCAGUCCCCCUGUUAUCGACACCCACUACGACUUAAUCUACGGUGGUGUUUCGCCUUUCCGUGGAGGUGAUAAAGCCUUUGUCUAUAAGGGAAUCCCCUAUGCAGAGCCUCCCACAGGCGUAAACCGCUGGACGCAGGUCUCUGGUCCAUCGAAAUGGUGCAAGUUGAACGCCACCGAAUUUGGCCCCACAAUGUGCCCAAGCAAUUAG
Messenger RNA from Penicillium antarcticum, 270 nucleotides. RefSeq lists its product as uncharacterized. The record is from RefSeq and is a predicted model, not a curated record. Bases 1 to 270 code for a protein of 89 amino acids. Lineage: Eukaryota; Fungi; Ascomycota; Eurotiomycetes; Eurotiales; Aspergillaceae. The transcript has a single exon.